AUGUGUGUGGGGGCAACGCGGACCGGAGGCCAGCCGGGCCCCCUGCUCUGGUCUCUGCUGCUGCUGCUGCUGCUGCUGCUUCUGAGCCCAAAGGCCGCCCCUGCCCCGCAGUCCCGCGCCCCUAGUCCCUCGCAGGCUCCGGGGGAGGCCGGAGAGAGCCCGGGGGUGCAGGAGGGCCGGGAGCCCGCAGUCAGAACUCAAGGUCCGUUUGAAGCAGAGGGCGUGGACGGGGGUGUCUCUACAGUGUGUGGGAAGCCUCAGGUGGUGGGGAAGAUCUAUGGUGGCCAGGACGCAGCGGCUGGCCAGUGGCCAUGGCAGGCCAGCCUUCUCUACCGGGGCUCACACCUCUGCGGAGCUGUCCUCAUCGACUCCCGCUGGCUGCUGUCAACUGCCCAUUGCUUUCUCAACAAAUCCCAGGCCCUGGAGAACUAUCAGGUUCUGUUGGGAAACACCCAACUGUAUCAUGAAACCCAGCACACCCGGAAGAUAUCUGUGUACCAGAUCAUCACCCACCCAGACUUUGAGAAGCUCCACCCCUUUGGGAGUGACAUUGCCAUGUUGCAGCUGCACCCGCCUGUGAACUUCAUUUCCUACAUUGUCCCCAUCUGCCUCCCAUCCUGGAACAUGCAGCUGCCCAGUAAUGUGUCCUGUUGGAUAACCGGCUGGGGAAUGCUCACCGAAGACCGUGAGGGGCCCUUACUUACAGCUGUCCCCUCUAGGCUUCAAGCAGUGUGUUGUCCCGGGUGUAGGGGGCAGAGGGUGGGUCCGUGUGUUGAUAGAUUCAGAUCCACGAUUGUCCACUCCGAGGGUCAGCUCAGGAGCUUGACACCUGGAGAUUUCUAUCUAGGUGAUUCUGGGGGUCCUCUAGUCUGCCACUUCCCCAGUGCCUGGGUCCUGGUGGGGCUGGCCAGCUGGGGCCUGGACUGCCGGCAUCCAGCCUACCCCAGCAUCUUCACCAGGGUCAGCUACUUCACCAACUGGAUCGACGAAAUCAUGAGGCUCACUCCUCUUCCCAACCCUGCCCUGGCUCCUCACACCCGCGCUCCACCCAAACCUCUGAAGGCUGCUGGCCUGCCUGGGCCCUGCACAGCCCUUGUGCCUCCACAGACCUGGCUCCUGAUGCCACUUACCCUCAGGGCCCCAUGGCAGACCCUAUGAUGACCACAGAACCCCUCGACGCCUUCUCUCUGCUCAGGCCGGGGUGUCCCCACUGGACCCUCCCUCUCGCCAGCCCGCCUCUGAAUACUUCCUAAUCCUGGCUUUUCUGUCAACUGCCACUCCCCAAGCCAAGCUUGGCAGCACAAAACCAAUCCCAAUAAAAGAGUCAUCAGCUCCUCGUCCAGUCCACAUGGCCCUCCCAGGCGCCUCCUGCUCCUCAGCGCCUGCCCUUCCCAUGGGG
Molecule: messenger RNA, 1399 nt
Organism: Cebus imitator (Panamanian white-faced capuchin)
Lineage: Eukaryota; Metazoa; Chordata; Mammalia; Primates; Cebidae
Gene: PRSS47
Product: serine protease 47
Exons: 5
Coding region: 1-1158 (385 amino acids)
Biological process (GO): proteolysis
Molecular function (GO): serine-type endopeptidase activity
Source: RefSeq, a predicted model, not a curated record